AUGGGAACCGAUUGUACAUCUUUCCACAAUGUUGCACAAAAGGGAUGGGAUCAUUUAUCUAAUGAGGCGCAAGAUAUACGAAAUGUAUUUGAGAAGUUCACAACUGAAGAGCGUGAGAAAAACAGAUUGAGAUUGACGGCUUUUAUUUAUUGCGUCCGUUGGUGUGCCUUUCAAGCAGUUGCAUUUAGAGGCCACAACGAAAAGUCCGAUUCCAUUAACAGAGGGAAUUUUCUUGAAAUGUUGGAGGCAUUUAGUGAGUUUAGCAUCGAGCUUAAAGAGUUAUUUUGUCAUGCUCCCAGAUAUGCAUCAUAUACAUCACCGUCGAUUCAAAAGGAAAUUUUGAAUCUUAUAUCAAAUAAGAACCUUUUUUUUGGACUUGUUCAUGUACGUGACACUACGGCACAAAUGCUCAAGGAUGGAAUCUAUUCUUUGUUGUCACAUUACAAUCUUGAUGUCAAGUCUAUUCGUGGACAAAGGUAUGAUGGUGCAAGCAAUAUGCGAGGUCAAUUCAAAGGUUUGCAAGCCUUGAUUUUAGAAGAUUGUAAAUACGCAUAUUAUGUUCACUGUCUUGCUCAUCGGUUGCAAUUGGCAUUAAUGGCCGUCUCUCAAGGAGUUGUAGCACUACGUAAGUUUUUUACAACGUUGUCUUUUGUUGUCAAUGUUGUUAGUGCUUCUUCCAAACGCACUGACCAACUACGAGAUGCACAAGUCGAGGAAAUUGCAUACUUGAUUUCUGUUGAUGAAUUAGAGACCGGUAGAGGUCUCAAUCAAAUUGGUACAUUACAACGAGCCGGAGAUACUAAAUGGAGUUCUCAUCUCAGAUCGGAAGGAACUGGGCCAAUCAAAGGAGAUGCAGAUUUGGCAUAUGAGGCUAUGACGACAUUUGAGUUCAUAUUUAUCUUGCAUCUCGAAAGAGAAAUAAUGGAGAUCACUGAUAUACUUUGUCAAGCUUUACAAAGGAAAGAUCAAGAUAUUUUUAACUCAUUGAGGUUAGUUGCAUCUACCAAAUUGUUAUUGCAACUAAUGAAAGAUGAAAGCUCGGAUGCUUUGCUUUGCUUUGUUAAGUCAUUUUGUCAGCUUGGCAUGUCCAAAGCUACCCUCUCUAAUUUCGGAUCAAUUGGCAAUGGUGAACCUGCACGAAACGAUCUUGGCAUAAACAGUAAAAACUUUGCCGAGUCCCCGGCAACGGCGCCAAAAAUUUGA
Molecule: messenger RNA, 1203 nt
Organism: Cynara cardunculus var. scolymus (artichoke)
Lineage: Eukaryota; Viridiplantae; Streptophyta; Magnoliopsida; Asterales; Asteraceae
Product: zinc finger MYM-type protein 1-like
Exons: 4
Coding region: 1-1203 (400 amino acids)
Source: RefSeq, a predicted model, not a curated record